Arachis stenosperma is the source of this 452-nucleotide messenger RNA. Its product is annotated as DExH-box ATP-dependent RNA helicase DExH11-like. The record is from RefSeq and is a predicted model, not a curated record. The transcript is spliced from 2 exons. Bases 22 to 366 code for a protein of 114 amino acids. Lineage: Eukaryota; Viridiplantae; Streptophyta; Magnoliopsida; Fabales; Fabaceae.
UGGACUAAGUUGUUAGAAAAGAUGUCUCAGAAUCAAUGUCAUGGGUGUAUAAAAUUGGAAGAGCACCUAAAGUCAGCUAAAGAGAUGAAGAAGCACAAAAAAGAAGUACAUGCUCUUCAGUUUCAAAUUUCUGAUGAUGCACUUCAACAGAUGCCUGAUUUUCAGGGCCAGAUAGAUGUGCCGAAGGAAAUUGGACAUAUUGAUAAAGACCUUGUUGUUCAAAUGAAAUGGCGUGUUGCCUGUGAGAUGAAUUCUGGGAAGGAGUUGAUUUGUACUGAUUGCUUGUUUGAGAACCAACUGGAUGAUGAUCUUGAACUAGAAGAAACGAUGGCAUUAAUAGGUAAGCAGGACUAUCCUAAGCUGUAAGAGGUAAGCAGCUUCUUCAUCAUUAAUCUUAUCUUAGGACAAGACACAUGCAUACAUAAUUAAGAAGAAGAAUGUUGGUAGAGUUU